CCAGAGAAAGGGAUUUCAGGGGUUGUAAGUUGCAACUUGUAAAUCUUUUCCCUUGGUUGGUACUAAUGCUAUUGGGCGAGAUCCUCGAUUAGAUCGACUAUUCUUUCUCUUUUUUCCUCUUUCUCUCUCUACCUGUUAUCGCAGAGCAUCAGUGGCAGUGCAAGAACCGAGGAGAGGGGGGGGGGAGGAGGGGUUUUCAUCAUCUCGGGAAGGAAAGCUUUGCAGAGUGGGUGCAGGAUAACAUGGGGCGCCCUUUCUUCUUUCCUCCUUCACUACCAUACCCUCCCGCGUGCGCUCUGCGUCACCAAUAACACCUCUUCUCUCUCUCUCUCUCUCUCACUUCAAUUUUCACUGUUCAGCCUCAGUGAAAGAACUGGUAGUGUCGUAGUGAGCCCAGAGAAAGAAAAUUUAUAAAGGAGACUCUGAGACUGAACUAAAUUACGCCAUUUCCGAAGGAGCCCUGAAUCUGAAUCUGCUUUUUCACAUAACAGUGGAGAAGCAGAGAACCAAACCCCUCCCCCUCCCCAAUACUGACUACCACUUCCUAGGAUUUUCUGUAAACAGUAGCUUGAAACGCGGGAGAGCUCUUCUAAGAGAUCUUAACAAUCACAAAAGAAAAGAAGAGCAAGAGAGAGAGAGAGAGAGAGAGAGAGAGAGGUGGGGAUGGAGGGUGGUUGUGGUAGUAGUAAUUCAUGUUUGAUGAGUUUUGGAGAUAACAGUGGAAAUGGGCUUUCUUCCAUGAUGAUGAUGCCUCUUAUGACUUCUCCUACUAAUGCAGAAACAAGCAAUCUCUUCCUUCCUUUACCUCCCACCACCACCACCACCAAUCGCAACCACCACCACCACCAACACCAACACCAACACCAGGGCAGUUCUAGUGGAACUUAUUUCAUGGAGCAAGACAACAACAACAACAACAACGAGAGUGGCAGUAGCAGUGGUUCCUCUAUCAGGGCUAAGAUCAUGUCUCAUCCUCACUACCCUCGUCUCUUAGCUGCCUACGUCAACUGCCAAAAGGUGGGAGCACCACCUGAAGUGGUGGCGAAGUUAGAGGAGGCGUGUGCGUCUGAUGAGGCCAUGGCUCGGAGUGGGAGGGGUUGUCUAGGAGAAGACCCAGCUCUAGAUCAGUUCAUGGAAGCUUACUGUGAGAUGCUUACUAAGUACGAGCAAGAGCUCACCAAGCCUUUCAAAGAAGCUAUGAUGUUCCUCUCUAGCAUCGAGUGCCAGUUUAAAGCCCUCACUGUGUCUUCCUCUGCGGAUUCUGGUCGUGGUGUGGCUUCAGAUCAGAAUGGAUCAUCCGAGGAAGAGGCUGAUGCAAGUGAAAAUUUCAUUGAUCCUCAAGCAGAAGACAAGGAACUAAAAGGUCAGCUUUUGCGCAAGUACAGUGGAUAUCUGGGCAGCCUCAAGAAGGAAUUUUUGAAGAAGAGAAAGAAAGGGAAACUACCAAAGGAAGCUAGACAGCAAUUGCUGGACUGGUGGAGCAGACACUACAAAUGGCCUUACCCAUCGGAAUCACAGAAGCUGGCAUUAGCAGAGUCAACAGGUCUUGAUCAGAAGCAGAUAAACAACUGGUUUAUCAAUCAAAGGAAGCGCCAUUGGAAACCUUCUGAAGAGAUGCAGUUUGUGGUGAUGGAUGCAACACAUCCCCCCUACUUCAUCGACAAUGUUAUCGGCAAUCCUUUCCCAAUGGAUUGCAUGCCGACUCUCCUCUAAAAAUGUUGCAAAUGCAGAUUUUCAAACUGAUUUGCAUUGCUAAUUAAAUAAAAUAUUGUAUUACAAAUGUACUACUUAUACUAUGUAGAGGACCUACCUAGAGGUUAUUACUCUUAACUAUGAUGACCAGUGAAUGUGCAAAUUCUCCUGGUUUAGUUUCUGUUUCUUGUUUCUAAGGAGCUCUGAUCCAUGUAGAGCUACUAGUAUUGUUCUUCUGCACACCUGGAAAAACUAAUGGUUUUUCAAAACUAAUUUGUUAGGAUUAUUUAUGAGA
Molecule: messenger RNA, 1987 nt
Organism: Macadamia integrifolia
Lineage: Eukaryota; Viridiplantae; Streptophyta; Magnoliopsida; Proteales; Proteaceae
Product: homeobox protein SBH1
Exons: 4
Coding region: 664-1713 (349 amino acids)
Biological process (GO): regulation of DNA-templated transcription
Cellular component (GO): nucleus
Molecular function (GO): DNA binding; DNA-binding transcription factor activity, RNA polymerase II-specific
Source: RefSeq, a predicted model, not a curated record